This is a messenger RNA of Pseudogymnoascus verrucosus, 2305 nucleotides long. It is a transcript of the gene MRS3/4, whose product is annotated as mitochondrial. Gene Ontology annotation, cellular component: mitochondrial membrane. Gene Ontology annotation, biological process: iron import into the mitochondrion. The coding region runs from base 614 to 1522 and encodes 302 amino acids. The transcript is spliced from 8 exons. Gene Ontology annotation, molecular function: ferrous iron transmembrane transporter activity. The record is from RefSeq and is a predicted model, not a curated record. Lineage: Eukaryota; Fungi; Ascomycota; Leotiomycetes; Thelebolales; Thelebolaceae.
ACUCCUCGGUGUCUUUCCUACGCCCUCACUUACUCACUCACCCAACCCACGGCUUCACGGCUAUAUCUACCGCUUAUGUCAGCCACCACCUCCUCGGCCCAUCAUUUCUCCCAACCCCUGUUCUUCCCUAUCCGGUUUGGUGGUUAGUUUGUUAGGUUAGUGUAGAAUCCCCUUCUGAACCCAGGCGAACCCAAGGUCAACUAGCGUCUCCAAAACAACCGCCGUUGGCUUUGUACUUGCAAUUAUUUUAGCUCCGUUCUCCGGUUUCCCAAAUACUUAUCCCUCGGAAUUGGGCGAAGCAAACACAACAUACUCUUUUUGAACAGAACGAAACGAUUAUAUCCGCCUUUCGUCAUUGGAGAUAAUAUUGCUUCUCCCCCAAACCAACGACACAUCAAACAAACGAACGCUUUUGAACGCCCGUCAAAGAGACACAGCUCACUACGUCUUUCUGUCGAACUAGCUCACCAGCGUCAUCUUCUUCUCAUCGCUUUCCCCAAAAGCGAACGGAGGAGACCCAGCGAACAGAAGCCUUAUCCCCCGGGAAUCCGUCAAAUCGGGAACACUGGCGCUGCAACCAGAGGCUUACGGCGGUCCAGCGACCGCUGUAGGUAUGGCUCAGAGCGCGAGCGAUGUCCCGCUCGAGGAAUAUGAUUAUGAGGGUUUACCUCCGAAUUUCAGCUUGUUGCAAAACAUGACAGCCGGUGCGGUGGCGGGGAUUGCUGAACACACAGUCAUGUACCCCAUCGACUCGAUCAAGACUCGCACACAACUCCUCGGCGCCAUCCAGCCACGCACGGUGUAUAACAUGAAAUGGGCCAUCGGGCUAUGGAGAGGAAUGUCUAGUGUUGUGGUGGGAGCAGGUCCCGCACAUGCGAUUUACUUCGCGACCUACGAGGCUGUCAAGCACUUGAUGGGCGGUAACCAGGCGGGACUCCACCACCCCCUCGCUGCUGCCACCAGCGGUGCCUGCGCUACCAUCGCCAGCGACGCGCUCAUGAACCCCUUUGAUGUCAUCAAACAACGCAUGCAAAUCCACGGCUCCAAGAAGCUCUUCCGCACCAUGCCCGACUGCGCCCGCUACGUCUUCCGCACCGAAGGCCUGCGCGCCUUCUACGUCUCCUACCCCACCACGCUCUCCAUGACCGUCCCCUUCACUGCGCUCCAAUUCCUCGCCUACGAAUCGAUAUCCACCUCCAUGAACCCGACCAAGGCCUACGACCCCGUCACGCACUGCGCAGCUGGCGCGGUAGCGGGAGGCUUCGCGGCGGCGCUGACGACGCCGAUGGAUGUGGUCAAGACGAUGUUGCAGACGAGGGGGUCGGCGAGCGAUGCGGCGCUGAGGAAUGUUAAUGGGUUUGUGGAGGGGUGUAAGUUGUUGCAUCAAAGGGAGGGGUAUAGGGGGUUCUUUAAGGGGGUGAAGCCCAGGGUUAUUACGACGAUGCCUAGUACGGCGAUUUGUUGGUCGGGGUAUGAGGCUUGCAAGGCAUACUUCAUCCGUCGCAACGACUCAAUCCUAUAAACCACCCACCCAUCACCCCCCCCCCCCAGCCCACGAGGCGCAGCACAGCCCCGAACAUCCAUAACCCGGCUCUCGCGCGCGCACACAAAUCGUUAUCUUCCCAUUUAGCCUGACCACCACCACGCACCGCCAAGCGACAUCGGAAGUCCCCCAAACCAAACCCCGAACGCGAAAUACGUCCUUUUCCCUAUGCAUGCAUGCAUGCGUGUGUAACCACGUAUCCCUGCCAAACCCCGGUCUUGGCGACACGGCUUCAUCAGAUAACGGCCCGGCGGCUUCGUCAGCGUCGUCAGCGCGGAGAUAUCUGAUCCUCGGAGUCGGCGCGGGGUGCGGAGAUACAUACAUACGGGCUUUUUUCGCCACCGGACCGACCGGGCGAUUUGUUCGCAUACGAUAAGAAAAAAAACUGUACAUACUGUUCCUAUUCCUACUAUUAUUAUUUUUGUGUCUCUCAUGGCGCGCGCAAGCGUGCGCGCUAGGGGGUUUUCGGUUUUGUCUCUGUCUCUUUGUUUUCGGCGGGGGGUUGGUUGAACGUCGACGUUUUCAUGAGUGGUUCUGCAUGUAUAGACAGUCUUCCUUGGGGUGGCGGGAUGCGAAAGGGAGCUAUUUGCUUGUUUUUGCCUGAGAAAAGAGGAGGAGGAGGAGGAUGAGGGGCGUUUUUUUGAAUUUUUUCAGGGACGAUGGCGAUGGAUCGGACUGGAGUGUGUGUAGUGUAUAAAUAUGAUGAGGGGUCGGAUUCGGAUUCAUAGCGUGUGGGGGGGGAGUGGAAAAGCUGAUUCUUAU